AUGAGCCAGUCAGUCAGUUCGCCUGUCCAUCCGGCCGUCGAGUCGAGUUGGACGUUGAGACAAGCUUGCUCACGUGAUGCUGAGAAGCUUUUCUGGAGAAACGAUGUUGCGGGAUGGCUUUCCGGGCGGAGUUGCGAACCGCCUGAUGCAAGCUUGGCCUCCUACAUAAUUCUUUAG
Coccidioides immitis RS is the source of this 177-nucleotide messenger RNA. RefSeq lists its product as uncharacterized. The coding region runs from base 1 to 177 and encodes 58 amino acids. Lineage: Eukaryota; Fungi; Ascomycota; Eurotiomycetes; Onygenales; Onygenaceae. The record is from RefSeq and is a predicted model, not a curated record. The transcript has 2 exons.